AAAUAGAUGGAUGAGCAGUACCUGCAACGCUGCAGCCAUGGAGAAUCUACACAGAAUGGCAAAUGACUGGGCAGACAAACAUUUCCGCACAGUCUAUGAAAAUUUUGGACAAGGUGGAUCUACUUUUCCUAACAACCGACGGAUUAUACUGUGUCUGGCACUAUUGAAUGCUGUUUUGCUGAUAGCCGCUGUUGCCAUUGGGAUUAACUGUGCCAAAGUCAAACAGGGUUCCCCCCAGGUUUCCCACUCAGCUGCAACACAGCUCAUCGACGAGCUGAACUAUCUCCGUAGCAACCACAGCGACGUGAUCGAGGCCGAAGAGGAGGCCAAGAAGGAGCUACAGAGGGAGAUCAAAAACCAUGCACAGCUAAAGGUGCAAAUUCAGCAGCUGAAGACCGUGAAUAACGGUUAUCAGAGACAGAUCGAGGGACUGCGAGCAGAGAAGACAGCUCUGCAGUCCAAUAUGUCAGCUUUGGAGGGAACCUGUGGUAGAUGCCUCUCUUCGUGGACUCUUCUCAACUCAACCUGCUAUUUCUUUUCUUACACUGAAUCCUCCACUGUCAAGAGGAACUGGCCAGAUAGCAGAGCAGACUGUAUCAGCCGUGGAGCCGACCUGGUUGUGAUUGAUAACCCUGAGGAGCAGAAAUUUGUGAGUGAGAGCCUCAAAACUUUGAAAGGUUCCCGUGGCAGCUGGGAGAACGGGUUCUGGAUCGGUCUUACUGACAUCGAGACAGAGGGGGCAUGGGUCUGGAUUAAUAAUGUCACAGAAGUGGAACAAAGGUACUGGAUGGAUGGAGAACCAAACAACAGCGGAGACCACGGAGAGGACUGUGCGAUGACAGUUUAUAGAUACACUAAUCCAUGGAAGACCCGGUUUGAUGGAAAGUGCAAUGAGCAUCGGUUACCCUGGAUAUGUGAAAUGCCAUCAACAUAAACUUUAUAUACGGUCCUGAAGUACUGCUGAAGCAGAAAACAUGAGCAUAUAUUUCAAACUGUCUUGAAUAAAAUACCAUUUAAGGUG
Messenger RNA from Seriola dumerili (greater amberjack), 1021 nucleotides. Its product is annotated as CD209 antigen-like protein E. NCBI's taxonomy places the organism in Eukaryota, Metazoa, Chordata, Actinopteri, Carangiformes, Carangidae. The record is from RefSeq and is a predicted model, not a curated record. Gene Ontology annotation, cellular component: external side of plasma membrane. Gene Ontology annotation, biological process: biological process involved in interspecies interaction between organisms. The coding region runs from base 11 to 934 and encodes 307 amino acids. The transcript is spliced from 6 exons. Gene Ontology annotation, molecular function: D-mannose binding; fucose binding.